UUGGACAAGCUGUGAUAAUCCAAAUUUAGGAAUCGGCUAAUGAAAAGCAACAGAUCACUGCGAUCAAGACAACAUUCGAAUGUGCUCUGUAGACAAUGUCUGCCGGUGUGAACUUAGAUGAUUGUCCACUGUCGACAGAUAUGAAGGAGAGUAGCGGUGCUUCGUGUGACAUCCCAUCUGUGGGAGAGCUGGAAUGUGUUUUAUAUGGUGGUAAAAAGACCUGUAACCACGUGGAUGAAGUGUGGCCUGACUUGUUCCUUGGAGACAUGUCGAUGGCCCAUGACCGGUAUGGUUUAUGGAAGCUGGGCAUUACGCAUGUCCUAAAUGCAGCUCACGGGAAAAUGUGUUGCCAGGGGAGUCAUGAUUUUUACGGGACAACUGUGGACUACUAUGGGGUGCCAGCUAAUGAUUUGCCAACAUUUGAUUUAUCUCCCUACUUCUACCCCUCAGCACAUUAUAUUCAUGAGACUCUCAAUAUUCCAAACGCCAAGAUUUUUGUCCACUGUGCAGUUGGGGUCAGCAGAUCUGCAUCCCUGGUGCUGGCAUACCUAAUGAUAUAUCAUCAUUUGUCACUGAUGGAUGCCAUUAAAAGGGUAAAAGAGAACAGGUGGAUUUUCCCAAACCGAGGAUUUCUGAAGCAGCUAAGACGACUAGAUGCAACUUUACGCAGGGAAAAGAGCGUAGAAUGAGGACGGGCAAAGUCAGAGAGAAGGGAAACUCAGAGAACUUCACAUUUACUCAAUUUUAAAGCUAAACUUCAUGUGGUAUUUAGAAGAGCUUUUUUUUCCCAGGGUGAAUCUGUAUUUUAUCUAAAAUAAAUGAAAGACUUUACCAUCUGCUUUGUGAGCAUUUUGGACUGAACAUUUUAUAUUUUUUAUAUAUAAAUAUAAAACGUGAAGAAUAUGUUUAGAGUAAAAUAAUUAAUUAAAUGAUGUAAAAUUAAACAAUGGGUAAUGAUAAUCAUGUCUUUAUUAAUAAAAGAUGAUUUUAUAUUAUUCAGCAUAA
Molecule: messenger RNA, 1005 nt
Organism: Paramormyrops kingsleyae
Lineage: Eukaryota; Metazoa; Chordata; Actinopteri; Osteoglossiformes; Mormyridae
Product: dual specificity protein phosphatase 13A
Biological process (GO): negative regulation of MAPK cascade; protein dephosphorylation
Cellular component (GO): cytoplasm
Molecular function (GO): protein tyrosine/serine/threonine phosphatase activity; MAP kinase phosphatase activity
Source: RefSeq, a predicted model, not a curated record